Molecule: messenger RNA, 1433 nt
Organism: Prunus avium (sweet cherry)
Lineage: Eukaryota; Viridiplantae; Streptophyta; Magnoliopsida; Rosales; Rosaceae
Source: RefSeq, a predicted model, not a curated record
AUCACCCAAACACAAACAAGAAUAAUCUGAAGGGAAAGCAAAACUCCAUGGCCACCGCCACAAUACCUCACUUACCUGUCCUCGUAAUCCACCACGUCCUCCAAUUCCUUCCCACAAAACUUGCCAUCCGCAUGAGCUCUCUAUGCAAGCAAUGGGAAGGGCUGUGGUCAUCAGUCCCAGUUUUAGAUUUCGACGAGGAAGACGAGCCAGACGACAGACUACAGCAUGCAAAGUUUAUCAAUUUCUUGGACAGGUGUUUGGCGUUCCCCAAGAAAUACGAGUACUUAGACAAAUUCCGGCUUCGCAUGACGUUGUUUUCAGACGAAGACGAAAAGAAAGUUCUAGAGUGCUUGCGUUUUGCAGUUGAAAGAAGAGUCAAAGAGUUGGAUAUCAGCAUCAAUAAUACAUAUCACUGUGAUUGGUAUUGCUUAUCCUGGAGGUGGAACGUUCUCAAUGCAAAGCCUAUAGUUAUUUUGAAUUUGAAGAAUGUGACCAUAUCGGACAGCCAUCAGCCUAUAAGCCUGCCCUCAUUGCAAACUCUGUCCCUCAGAGAUGUGAGCCUCACAGCCGCGUCUCUCUCCGCAUUAAUUUCAGGCUGCCCUUGCAUUCACUAUUUGUCGUUAUUAACUUCAUUCUUUUCCUUUCACUAUUAUAACAUAUCCCUGCAGACUCUUCUUGAUGCAAAAUCUUUAACUUACUUGAAUAUAGAGUGCGGGAGAUUCUGGGCUGACAAUAAUGAUGUUCCUAUAAGCCUUCCAUCAUUGAAAACUCUCAUCCUCAGAAUAGUGACUCUUCAUUACUACUAUCCUCUCUCCUCAUUAAUUUCAGGGUGCCCUUGCAUUCAGUAUUUGCGGUUAACUGGAUAUCUUCAGCCCUACUAUGAGUUAUCCAUUCAAACCCUUCUUGAUGCAAAAUCUUUAACUUCCUUAAGUCUAGAGCGCGUGAAGAUACUACCAGGUGACGAUAAUAAUGAUCGUAAAGCUGUAGGCCCUCUGUCUUUGAAAACAAUGUCCCUCAAAAAGGUGAUCCUGGAUGACAUGACUUUCGGUCGUUUGACGUCAGGGAGCCCCUGCCUUGAGCAUUUGUCAGUAUCUUUAAUAUCUGAUCAUAUUCAUAUACCGCGUUCCAGUAUCAAAUCCUUGCAAGUUACGAAUAUCAAUUCUACGACGUUCCGAGUAAGUGGAGCUAAGAAUCUUGAAUCUUUUACCUUGAUUUCAGAAUGUUCAACGCAGAUUGAGAGUAUACGGUUGGAUUGUUGCAAAAACUUGAAAUAUUUGAACAUCCGUGCUCCAGACCUGCAAGAAUUUACACUUGAAUUUAAUGGACGCAAAGAUCGUGUGAAGGCCACAGUUGAUAGUCAGACUUUGGAUUAUCCUAUAAUCAACUUUUUGGGGAAAGAGUCACCGUGCCAUGGAAACAUGUUUCUUCACUGA